Messenger RNA from Anoplopoma fimbria (sablefish), 8153 nucleotides. RefSeq names its product ATP-binding cassette, sub-family A (ABC1), member 5 (gene abca5). Gene Ontology annotation, biological process: lipid transport; transmembrane transport. The coding region runs from base 93 to 5123 and encodes 1676 amino acids. The transcript is spliced from 38 exons. Gene Ontology annotation, cellular component: intracellular membrane-bounded organelle; membrane. NCBI's taxonomy places the organism in Eukaryota, Metazoa, Chordata, Actinopteri, Perciformes, Anoplopomatidae. Gene Ontology annotation, molecular function: ATP binding; ATP hydrolysis activity; lipid carrier activity. The record is from RefSeq and is a predicted model, not a curated record.
AGGGAGCUCGUUUUAAGGGGUGUUUACGUGACAUAAAACAUAUUCUGUAAUAUAAGGCCGUUAAACUACAAAUUUAGGAAAAAUAUGCCUUAAUGUAUUUCAUACCUGAGGCCAGCAUUAGGGAGACGACUUCUCGUCCGUACGUCAUCCAGAUGAGGAAUGCUGGAAGUAUGACACCCAUGUAUAGAAGAGAUGCUGGAGUCUGGCACCAAACAAGAAGUCUUCUCUACAAGAAUCUGCUCAUCAAAUGGAGAACCAAGCAACAGAGUCUUCAGGAACUGAUCCUACCUCUGCUACUGUUGGGUCUCCUGAUACUCAUCAGCACCCUGAAUCCUCACGUUUACUAUGGAGGCAUCAACACCGUGGAGCUGGAGCGUGACGACCACUUCCUAAAGGGCCUGGGCUACACGCCGAUCAAUAACAUCACCAACCACAUCAUGGAAGAGGUGGCCCAGGAGAUGCACAUGCAGGAUCGUCUGGAGAUGUUUGCCAGUGAGGAGGACCUGGAGAACGCCAGCCUGUAUGAGCCCUCCAGCUAUGUCGGCGUUGUGUUCAUGGACAGCUCUGCCACUUCUUACAGGAUACGCUUCCCGUACAGCCAGCUGCCCUUACCCAGCGAUUACACAGAAUCUAUUGCCAACUGUUAUACCAGCUCCUUGAACUGCAGAGCAGCUAACUACUGGUACUCUGGCUUCAUCCGCCUCCAGUCUCUGAUCGAUGCAGCCAUCAUCCAGAUGCAAACAAAGCGUUCAGUGUGGAGUGAGAUGGACCUGCAGGUGGUGAUGAUGGGUCAGCCAGGCUCCGUGGAGGUGCAGAAAUUCCCCCACGCCCUCAUCUCCAUCUACCUGGUCCUGGCCUUCACACCCUUCGUCACCUUCCUCAUCGUCAAUGUGGCAGCUGAGAAGGAACAUCGCCUCAAGGACACCAUGACCAUGAUGGGGCUCUACGACACCUCGUUCUGGUUGUCAUGGGGCCUCCUGUAUGCUGCUCUGGUGACCACCAUGUCCUUCCUGAUGUCCAUCAUCGCUACGUACACGGCGCUCUUCCCUAACAGUGACUUCCUUGUUGUCUUCUUCCUCAUCUUCCUCUACGGAAUAUCAUCGAUCUUUUUCUCCUUCAUGCUGACUCCCUUAUUUAAGAAGCCCAAGUUUGCCAGCACAGUGGGCUCCAUGCUGACGGUGGUGUUUGGCUGCCUGUCUCUGUUCACCGUGCUGAUGAAGGACUUCCCUCAGCCUCUGGUCUGGCUUCUCUGCCUGCUCUCCCCCAGCGCCUUCUCAAUCGGGAUCGCACAGGUGGUUUACCUGGAGGCCCAGGGAGAUGGUGCUGUGUUUUCCUCGCUGGCCAACGGCCCUCAUCCUCUUUACGUGCCCCUGCUCAUGCUGGUUGUGGACUGCUUCCUCUACCUUCUGUUGGCUAUCUACCUGGACCAGGUACUGCCGGGUGAGUUUGGAAUGAAGAGGUCCUUGGUGUACUUCCUGAAGCCAUCCUAUUGGUCCAAACGCAGAAAGCGCUACGUUGAAGUGAGCUCGGUGUACGACACGGAUGUGAAAGGAGCUCCUGGUGUCGACGAGUCUGUCGAGCCCGUUUCCCCUGAGUUCAGAGGGAAAGAGGCCAUCCGCAUCAACAACAUCCACAAAGUGUACAAAGAGAAGGACAACGUGGUGGAGGCGCUGAGAGGUUUGACGUUUGACAUCUAUGAGGGCCAGAUCACGGCUCUGCUGGGACACAGCGGAGCCGGAAAGUCCACUCUCAUGAACAUCCUGUGUGGCAUCUGCCCGCCCACUAGCGGCUCGGCCACCAUCUACGGCACCCCCGUAGCAGAGAUCGCUGAGGGGUCGGACAUGAAGCAGCUGGUGGGAAUCUGCCCCCAGUUCAACAUCAUCUUUGAUGUGCUCACUGUGGAGGAGCACCUGAGGAUAUUUGCUGCCAUCAAAGGGAUCGCACCCUCGGACAUCGACGCUGAGGUAUCCAAAGUCCUGAAGGAUCUGGACUUGGAGAAGAUUAAGACUGCUCAGGCCAAGAAUCUGAGUGGAGGCCAAAAGAGGAAACUCUCUGUGGGCAUCGCCAUUCUGGGAGAUCCAAAGAUCCUGCUCUUGGACGAGCCCACAGCAGGCAUGGACCCCUGCUCCAGGCACCAGGUCUGGUCCCUGCUGAAGAGCCGCAGGGCCGGCAGGGUCACUGUCCUCAGCACACACUACAUGGACGAGGCUGACAUUCUUGCUGAUCGCAAAGCUGUGAUCUCUCAAGGACAGCUGAAAUGUGUCGGCUCUUCUCUGUAUCUCAAGAUCAAGUGUGGUGUGGGAUAUCAUCUCAGAAUGUCAAUCAAUGAAGGAUGUGAAGCUGAAAAGAUCUCGUCACUUGUCAACCACCAUGUUCCCAAAGCAAUGUUAUCUCGACAACAAGAGGCAGAGUUGACAUUCACGCUGCCUUUUGAGAGCAUGGACACAUUUUCAGGCUUGUUCUCGGAGCUCGACUGUCAACCCAAUCUGGGAAUUAUCAACUAUGGGGUUUCCAUGACAACACUGGAGGAUGUUUUUCUUCGCUUGGAGGCUGAGGCUGAAGUGGACCAAGCUGACUACAGUGUGUUCAACCGGGAGCAGGUGGAGGACGACUGUGACACCACCUCUGUGGACGACACAGACCAGCGGCUGCUGACGUUCUCGGACAGCAAGUCAGACGUGGUGUCGGGUCACGCUCUGUGGCGGCAGCAGUUCAGCGCCGUGGCCUGGCUGCACAUGCUCAACAUGCGCAGGGAGAGGAAGGCCUUCAUUUACACUCUGGCCUUGUUCCUGGUGUUUGUUGCCGCAGUGCUCGUCCUAUCUCUGGCCACAGGAAACAUCCGGAUCCACUCCCCAGACCGUCAGUUUCUGCCCAUUUACCUCCUCAAAAGAAACCAGGCACAGCGGAGAUAUGCCACCAGCCUCCUGGUUCAGAACUCCUCAGACUCUGAUAUUUCUGACUUCAUUCACAACCUUCAGUCUCAGGACAUCAAAGUGGAUAUGAUGAAACACAGCGACUACAUGGCUGCAGCUCCACACAGCGCUGCCAUCAACGUAACAGGAUCCAGCAAGGGUUUCAAAUACAGUGUUGCGUUCAACAGCACCACGGUUCACUCCUUGCCUAUGACUGUCAAUAUACUAAGCAACGCUCUUCUAAGAGGACUGAAUGGUACUGGACAGAUCAGAACCUGGACCAAACCAUUUGAUUAUCAAAUCCCAGAUGCUACGUCCUACGCUCUGGUGUACAUAGAGGCCAUCAUACUGGGAAUGCUGGCAGCCGGAAUGCCUGCGUAUUUUGCAAUGGACCACACUCGAGACCGAGAGAUCAAGUGUCGCUCAACGCUACGUAUCUCUGGUCUGGUGCCGUCAGCCUACUGGUGCGGACAGGCCGCUGUGGACAUCCCCUUCUACUACCUCAUCCUCUCCUGCAUGACCAUCAUCCUCUUCUCCUUCCACACUGGAAGCCUGCUCACCUCCAGCAACCUCACCUCUGUGGUCCUGUGUACUGUCGGCUUUGGUCCAGCCAUGAUCCUCUUCAAUUACGUGUUUUCUUUUGGCUUCGCUCGGGUCCAGAGCAACAGGGAUUUCUUCUCUGUCAUCUCCAUGAUGGUGUGUGUGGUGUCGGCCUCGCUGGUUCAGUUGUCAUUUGUGAACGACAACCCCGAACUGACCAGAAAUCUGCACAACCUCUUGUGUUUCUUCAACCCUCUGUAUCCUCUCAUGGGCUGCCUUAACUGUAUCACCAAGGCAACCUUCCUCCCCUCUCUGUAUGAGGAGAACUUCUUGUGGAAGAACCUUCUCAUUGCUAUUAUAGCUCCGUAUCUCCAGUGCAUCCUGCUGCUUUUCCUGCUUCGUUGGCUUGAGAUCCGUUACGGAGGGAGGACAAUCGACAGGAUGUCGUCCAAGUCAAAGCCCAAAGUUGAGAAAAACCCUGAGGAAGGGCUGAACGAGGAUGAGGAUGUUCAGAUGGAGAAGGCCAGAGUGAAGGAGGCCCUCACCUGCCAGUCCUGUGAAGAGAAACCAGCCGUGGUUGUGAGUAACCUGAGGAAGCAGUACAAAGGUAGAAGAGAAGGUUUCUCUCUGAACAAGUCGAGGAAAGUGGCCGCAAAGAACAUCAAUUUCUGUGUUCGCAAAGGUGAAGUUCUUGGACUGUUGGGCCCAAACGGAGCAGGAAAGAGCACCAUCAUGCACAUGUUGUCAGGUGACACUGACCCGACCGCCGGCCAGAUCCUGAUGGGUGACUACAGCACAGAGUUCCGUCCGGUGGACAAUCCUCUGGAGCAUGUGGGCUACUGUCCUCAGGUGAACCCUCUGUGGCCCCGGAUCACUCUGAGGGAGCACCUGGAGAUCUACGCUGCCAUCAAGGGCCUGAAAGGGCAGGACGUACCAGGCAUCAUCAAACGUGUGGUGAACGCUCUGGAGCUGAAGGACCAUUUACACAAACAAACCAAGACCCUGUCAGCUGGACUCAAGAGGAAGUUGUGCUUUGCCUUGAGUAUGAUUGGGAAUCCUCAGAUCGUCUUACUGGAUGAGCCGUCUUCAGGGAUGGACCCCAAGUCUAAACAGCGCAUGUGGAGAGCCAUACGUGCUGCUUUCAAGAACCGUCAGCGUGGAGCCGUCCUCACCACGCACUACAUGGAGGAGGCCGAGGCCGUGUGCGACCGCGUGGCCAUCUUGGUGUCCGGCCAGCUGAGAUGUAUCGGCUCCAUCCAACACUUAAAAGGGAAAUACGGACGAGGUUACAUUUUGGAGGUGAAACUCAGAGAGGAGCUGACGGGGCUCCAGCAGGUGGCGCUGCUGCACAAGGAGAUCCUCCGAAUCUUUCCACACGCCGCCCGGCAAGAGAGCUUUGCUACUCUGAUGGUUUACAAGAUCCCCAUGGAGGAUGUGAAAUCACUGUCCAAGUCUUUCUCUCAGUUAGAGAGAGCCAAACAAACCUUCAACUUUGAAGAGUACAACUUCUCCCAGUCGACCUUGGAGCAGGUGUUCAUGGAGUUCGCCAAGGAGCAGGAGAAGGAGGAGGACGAGGUCGGCUCCCUCAGCACCACCUUCCAGUGGCAGCGUCUGCGCCAGGACGGCUCCGCCCCCGUCAACCACACAGACAGCGUCGUGCACCAGCUGUGAACUCCACCUGAGACGGGAGCAGGCUGGCGACCGACCAGGACUGAUUGAAGAAAAAAAAAACCCGACCUGCCAGGCCUCGAGCACCCGAGGGCUCACGCCAGCACUCGCCCAGUGCUCCACGCUAAACCAACGCCCACCGCCCUUUAAAUGAACGGCACCCGUGUGAGGGAGGGGGCUCACAUACACGGGUCAGACUGUGUGUGUGUGUGUGUGUGUGUGUGUGUGUGUGUGUGUGUGUGUGUUUGUGUGUGUGUGUGUUUGGGCUCAGGGCUCCUGUUUUAACCCCUCGUCCACUGGUGCUCUGUGUUUUCUGAACCGCACUGACAAAGGGGGCCUGGGGUCUUUCUCCACACGCUGACGGGACACCUCCUCUUUCUAACGGGUUUUUUUUUUUUUAAAUCUUCACAGGGAGUCAGCAAAAGGGGGAAAAAAAUCUAUAAAUAAUAUAUAAUAUUUAUGCUUCGUUUCUCCUCAGAGGGAGGCGUUACAGUAAGUGUGUUUGCUCGUCUGUUGUGUUUGUGAAACUAUUAUUAUUAUUUUUUUUACCAGAACUGGGAUCCAUCCACGAUCGUACCAAAGCAGCACAUCUCUGAAACACACACCACCACACCUCCUCACACGCAAACUGAGAUGUCCUUUUUUGUUUUUUUUGGUGUCCGUAGCAUGUGCAUAAAUAGUUUGCAUUGUAGUUCUAUUACAUAUGUGGAGCAGUGGGAAGUAGAACACUAGAGGAGAGAUGCUACAGCUCUCCACAGUCUUUAGACUUUUACAAAGCUCCCUACUUAACUAACACGUUGUUUUUCCUCUGAGGUUGAAGACCUCGUUUCACACCAGCAUGCACAUCUUAACGUCCAGACCCAUGUUUACAUUCUUCAGGACUGAGUGUUUCAGCAUGCACGCUCACGACGAGGUUGAAUAUUUAGAAAUGUGGCAGAAGGAUGUCGGGUUGAGGGGGUUUGAUGAUCGUUGCCCUGUGGCCUUCCUCUCUGCAGGUUUAGCUUUGAACUAGAACCCAUAGCUUUGUGGAUCGUAGUGUAGGGAAUACGCACUACCAGUACAUGUAGCACACUGCCCUCGUCAGACGUUAGCCGGGGCCGAUGACCUCAAACACGGAGAGGCGGAGCUUCGAGGUUGUGUGUGUGUGUGUUUUUGAAGUCGUCAGGUUUGCUGAAGACUUUUGAUAACGGAUCAUGAAUGUACGUUUGUCCUCCGCUGAGAGGAGGGUUUGUAACUGAGCAGUGACCGCUCGUCACUCUGUUUCACUUUGGUGCCACUUUUAAUCACGCAGCUGUGUUUUGUUAACUCUAAGCCUAUUUGAUGUGUGUGUGUGUGUGUUGUGUUGUGUAUAUACUGUGAGAAGCUGCAGCUAUAUAUCCGCAUAAUCUUGUUUUUGUGCAAGCAGGUGCGUUGUUGGUGCAAUACCUAUCAGCAAACCGAUAAAUUGUAAUUUUUCCAUGACAUUCAGGUGAGAGGACGAUACACUAAAAGGGAAUUUAAGACACUUUGAUGAACAGACUUGAUAAAUGUGUGAUUUGUUGGGUUUUGUUAAUGAUCAGGAAUGGACCUGGGAGGGUGAUAUUUGUGCUAACUGAGCAGCUUCCUCAGUAGAUCUUCUGCCUGACGACCAAACCAACAACUGUAACAGUUUUACUGAGUACAAGGAGGUGGACAAAAUAAAGAGAAACUGUUUUUUAAUGCGGCAACAAACAAACUCUGGCUUCAAAACUCAACGUUUUAAGCUUCACAGAGGAAGGAGUUUGUUGCAGGGUGAUUGUGUUGGAUUUAAUUAAACUUAAACUGCCAGGUAUGUUUGUUUUGUCCACCUCUAUAAAACAAACAAAUCUAUAUUCUGUUUUCUUUGGGAUGGGAGUAGUUGGUCUCCUUGUCAUAGAACAGCCGUGAAGCAGAAGCUGACAGUUUCUAUAAAGAGGUUUUUGAUAUGAAUUAAAGAUGCUUAUUUGAAUAAAUGAUUAUAACGUUGAUAGAUUUUCUGAGCCGAGCGUCGUCACGCGUCUGACUCUCAGACUCGUGGCUCCGAUGCUUUGUGGUGGUGGGUUUUUACACGAGGUGUCUGGGGUGAAGUACUUUCAUGUGUGUUAUCCGUCACAGAUUUUAUUUGCUGUUUUUACCUGCUUUGUCGUCAUUAACUGAAGAUGAGUAAGAGCUGAUUCAUGAAGUGCCCGUUAUUCUUUGGAAGGAUUUUUGUGAGUCUGAAGCCGAUUGACUUUCCAAACAUGUACUUCAAACAUUAGAGCACACGACAUGCAAUAAAGAUUCAAAUACUCUUAACUGGAGAAGUUCAUGCCUGAGGUUCAUGCACCGUCAGGCAAAUAAUGUCCUUUUAAAUGUGAUAACUUUAUUUAAAUGCUGUUGUCAUUUUGUUUUGCACACAUGUUCCUGUUUGAGGCGAGGAUGGAUGUCACAUAUACACGUAUAUGUAUAUUUCAUUUUUGCUUUCCCACGUGCCAUGUUGGGUAUUUGUUCAUAUAAGAAAACAUAAUUUGACCUUGGUCCUACGGCAACAUUUGUGUGUAUUGUUUGUUUCAGUCAGUCGGUUUCAGUAUCAUGUAGCCGCCCAAAUAACAUCAGCUUUUUUUUGCAUCGCUGCUUCCAGAACAAGAAGCGUCACAUCUAGUUGGGAGUAUUCCACGUGAAGAAAAGCAAACACUCCUCUGGCUCUCUGUGGAAAAGUCGAGUGUUUAGGCAACUGGCAAUGAACGUGGAGCGGGUUUCAUUUUGUUUUCCUGGUGGUGGUAAAAAAAUGACACUAUUUCUGGGAAAUUUUAUAACCUUUUGUUUAUAUUAUGCAAUCUUUGUAAGAUUAUCUGUGCACUGAUUUUAUUUUUUAAAGACUGUGGUUUAGCUGUGUGCUGUAUUUUUCCUGCCGUAUCACCCCAUGUCUGGAUGGACACUAAUGAACUCUGUGGUCUCUACAUGACCUUUUCAUGAAUAAAUGUUAACCCAAAAUAUUAUUUUUGUCUUUUUUUUUUUAAUGGAUGGAUCAGAAUGCACGAUACUGAGUUUACUAGC